UGAGACCUCCGUCAACAACAGCCCCAAGCGCCAGUGCUGUCGCAUAUUCUGGCCCUUUGGAGAUGCAACCGUCUUCUAAGGGCUUGUUCCGCGUGUCCUCUUGCACCAAUACCGUUGCCUGUCUCUCCAUCGGAACUUGGGGUCUUGAGUUCAGAUGGAUCGGCAAGGGGUCGUAGUAGUGAACGGUCUAUCGUGUACAAACUGUCGUGGCAAAAAGCUUAGAUGCAGCCGCGACACCCCCGUGUGUGAGCGGUGCAGCACGCUUAAUCUUCCCUGCCAGUAUCCCCAACGAAGGCCCCGCACGAGUAAAAGAAGGGACUCAAACCACCACAAUGCCGGCAACAACAACAACAACAACAACAACAACCAUGCGCUCUCCCUCAUUCUCGAUCGGCUACAACGCAUUGAGAAAGGUCAAUCGUCAGGUUCCAGGUCCUCCCCAAUGUCUGCCGACUCGGCCUCACAACAGCCGGAGAUUAGUGAAACCCUUGACGGAGACAGCCUAACGUCAAGCUUACUGGCAGUUAAUGAUAAUGUCAGGAACUCCGUUUCAGCAUCAAGUCCCAUGCCCAUCACGCGGCUCCAGGUGACUCCUCUCGCCAGCGAUGGGGCUCUGCCAGCAUUAAGACCGGCGGCUCACGGUGCUACUCCCCAUCAUCCCGCUUCGCUCGACGUCGCGUCCACAUUGAGCGACACUUUUGACCGUGUGCGAGAUAAGAGGCUCAAACGAUCUUUGGGAGCGAAUGUGGUGGCAACCGAGGGCGUCAACAUUUCUCCUGAAAAAGCAAAGACUUGGAUUCACAGUGAGAGAACUCGAGCGACCGAUUUGGUUAGAUACUAUUUCACCUACAGCCCGACGGAAACUUUUCUUAGUCUCGUGGACAGAAAGACCAUAGAACUGAUACCGGAUAUGUUGUUAAUGCGGCAUGUUACGCUUGACCCAUGCAUCCUUAUCAUUUACUUCGUCAUCCUAUGGAGAGGAUGCUACAUCCUUAACACGCGUACUUUCCAUAGCCCAGACGGGAAAUAUUCCAGGCAAUUGUAUCUGUGCUGCCUACGGACAGUACCAAGCUGGCAAAGAGAGGCAACAGGUUCCAUCACGGACUUCAUAGCCGCCAUAUUCAUGACCGGCGUGGCGACCGAGUGUUUCGACUUUGAGAUGAGCUUAGAAAUGCAUCACUUGGCUUGCGAAUAUGCCAAAGGGCUUCACUUGCACAGCCUCGACGGCAACGAUUACUUCGCGGCUACGGGGUCGACACGCACCGACGAUGACCGCAAGGGCAUGUGGGAGCUGAUCCAGAAAGACCUGUUUUACCACUUGAUCUACAACAAGCCCGCAACCCUGUAUCCGAGUCUCGACAAGUGGCGAGUCAACCUGCCGUGGCUGUCGUUGGAUUCGCCCCCGGAGAACGUCGACAACGUGUCGACAAUCUCGUUCCUCGUCCGCAGCCGCCUCACGUUCAUCCUCAUCCAUUUCUUCCACACGCUGGAGAAGCUCGAGCACGAAUCCGAGGCCGUCGGGGCUAUCGAGCCUCUUUGCCACGAAGUCGAGCUUUUGUUUGAGGAAUGGGGAAUCGAAAAUUGGAUCCAACGCUCCCUUCACGACCAGAUGGAUCUCUGGAUUCUGGCCGAGCUUGUCCUUGCCGGCUACACCUCCAUCAUCUUCAUGUUGCGCAAGGCAACCCUGCUCAAGUCGAAUUGUCCUAAUCCGGUCUCUUCCGACGUCAACAUCCCCAAAACGGACUACGCAACAAGGGCCUCGCGCCGCAUUCUCGAAUUGACGUACAGCAUGAUGCACGUCUGGAGGUUUCCCGCGGCCGAACUGAUCUCCUACAUACUGGGUGCCUACCGAGCGCAUAUUGCUUAUGCUCACCUCGCCAGCAACGUCAUCAGUUCGCUCACGACUGCGGAGAUGGUGGAAGAUUUGCAGCUUCUGGACCGUGUUGCUCAGGGCAUGGAGACCGCCGCUCAGCGUGAGAGCGACUUUUUCCCGUUGGCGAGAGCGAUGCAGGAGAUCAAUGCCGAAGUUCGGAAAAGGGCGGGUGUCUAACAUGAGAGCGUAUAUGCAGAUUCGCAAAGAUGAACAUUGGAUUUCGGUACCUCUGGAGCACAUGUUACUCUCAUAAAGUCGUCUUCUGGCCAGGACCGCCCACUUUGACGUCACCACAGAUUGGCAGGUUGAUCUCCUUCCGGCCAUGCAGAGAGAGCACUGAGGAAGCCGCGUAACGAUUAUGAGAGGCUUAUGGUGAUAGAAUGGAUUCGUUUUGGGUUAGGCAUAUGCACAUCAACUCAAAUCCCUCUUUCCCAUCGUUCUUCGGUUACUGGGAGAGAAAUUCGUUUUGUU
This is a messenger RNA of Colletotrichum destructivum, 2344 nucleotides long. RefSeq names its product Putative zn(2)Cys(6) fungal-type DNA-binding domain-containing protein. Gene Ontology annotation, molecular function: DNA-binding transcription factor activity, RNA polymerase II-specific; zinc ion binding. The record is from RefSeq and is a predicted model, not a curated record. Bases 155 to 2050 code for a protein of 631 amino acids. Gene Ontology annotation, cellular component: nucleus. Lineage: Eukaryota; Fungi; Ascomycota; Sordariomycetes; Glomerellales; Glomerellaceae. The transcript has 7 exons. Gene Ontology annotation, biological process: regulation of DNA-templated transcription.